This is a messenger RNA of Sesamum indicum (sesame), 2136 nucleotides long. The record is from RefSeq and is a predicted model, not a curated record. Lineage: Eukaryota; Viridiplantae; Streptophyta; Magnoliopsida; Lamiales; Pedaliaceae.
GCCAUUCCUUCCCUUUUGCAUUUCAAAUGCAUGCAAUCACACAGCAACACGCGUAUCAAUGUCCGUAUCUCUCUCAGUUUUAGCAACCGAGAGAGAGAGGGUUUGAAGAAGAAGGAAUGUCUUAGCCUGUUUGAAAGUUUCAAGAAAAUAUCCAUAGCAAUGGCGCCAGGGAGAAGGGGAAGAAGAAAGAGAGGAGGAGGAGUAGAAGCAGCUGCUGCUGAAGAAACUCAUCAAGAUUCUUGCCGUCUCUCUCAUAGCUCCACCAACCCAAAAACUUCCCAUGAUCAUCAGGAAUUUGUAGCAGCUUCUCCAGCAUCUCCCAGAUACCCAACGAGACGCUCCAGAGCAUUUCUUGCUGAAUGUGCUACUCUGAGGCAUCCUGUUCGAAGUGUCUAUAUUCCGAGCAGUCAGUCUCAUAGCGUGACCCAGGCAACAAGAAUUCUGAAUGAAACAAAUGAUGGCACAAGCGAUGGAGUUGAUUCAAUUACUUCACAACAGCCUCCUCGACAUUCAGUAUGUGAAACCUAAUGCACUGGCUUAUGAUAUAUUUAUUUUGAUUUGUGCAUCUCUAUGUUGUUCUUGUUUGAUCUGUGCUUCCCUCCCAAGGUUUGGAUUCUGUCUUGUCUAGCUCUGAUAAUGAUGCAAUAGUUGACUUGCCAUGGCGACAAAAUGCUCUCUCUUGAUGUCAAUCGUGCAAAAUUCAUAUGAUGCUAGGCAACAUUGUCUCAGUUUCAGUACAUGCAGGUCGUCUCUGAUUCAGCUGUCAUUUCAAGUCCAGAUGAAGGCACGUUGCGGUAUCGGUAUGAGAUUGGCGAUUUGAAGUUGAUAAGCAAGGAUAAUGCUGCACCGAAUGUUGACAAGUUUGUUUCACCUGGAUCUACUGAUCAGUCUGCUCCUGUUAGUAAGCAUUGGCUGUACCUUGAUAAUCUCAAUACCAAUUUGAUUUCACAAUGUCAAGGACCUCAAGACGUUCUUGACGUGCAUCGGCCUGUAAGCGAAAGUUGCAGAGUGCCCCAUGGUGAGGAAAGACCAGAAAGAGCACCACUGACUAUGUUCCUAGAAAAAGCCAGAGCUUCUCAUAGCAUUAACCUCACUGAGUUUGCAAGAAGGCUCCAAGAGGACUUAGAUGAUGAUCCUGAGGAAGUUGAGUCUGCUAUUGAUCCUGCCUUUGACUGCAUAUACGGGCACAGGGUAAAGAUAGAGAUUGCUCCAUUGCUUAGAGUUAUCUUCGAAAAAUAUGGUGAUAUUACUAGUGAAAGUGAUGUUGGAUCUGACACCAUUCUUGCAUUCUUCCUUGAACGUCUAUGUGCUAUUUAUAGAAGACUAGAGCAGACUUCAUUCUUAGAUAUCACAAAUAUAGAGCUCAAUGACAUGCUUGACCAAGUUCGUCUUUUUGAGCGUGAGAAACUGAAUGUUGGGUGGCUUCGUGAGAAGCUAGAAUAUAUUUCUCAAACCAAGAUCGGUUUCCAAGAAUACUUGAGGUUUAAGGAAGACGAGGCAAAACAUGAUGCAUCCAUUGGGAGCCUGGAGAAGGAGUUGGUUGUUUAUCAGAGAGAACUUUCUGAUCUGCAGCAGAAGAUUUCUUUGGUGGAACAGAAGAUCUCUGCAGCAGAAGAGGAUUUGGUAGCAAAAAGGGCCAAGGCUGAUCAGACCAGAAAAGUGGCUUCUGAUGUCAAGGCUAGAGUAAACACUCUCUGGAAGCAAACUUUGGUGCACGGCCUGCUCUAGUCUGCUGCCCGAUACCAUCUAUUGCCAACACAUGUGUAUCUCAGAAAAAAUAUCAAAAUAACAAUCUGCCCCACUAGUUUGAAUAUACUACAUUGUUUCUCCAGGAACAUCGGAUGAUCAUCUUGUUGGAUGCUGCAACCCAGAGUGACGUGAAGACCAACAACAACAGGAAGAUGUAUGCUACAGUCCAUGGAACUAGAUGAAGUAUAAACAUGGAGAAUCUGAACAGCUUUGGUUGCAUUAUUUCUGUUUGGCCAUAUAUCAGAAACUAGACACGGAUCCACGUAAAACUAAGUUAGAAAUGCUGUACCUUAGAAAAGGUAUUGGAUGUCCGUAUACUAACCGGAACUUCCUUUCUUGUACUUCUUUGGUGAUCUUUAAUUUCUCUUUAAAUGAUUUCAACUACUG